AUGGGGGAUUGGAACUUAUUGGGUGGCAUCCUAGAGGAAGUUCACUCCCACUCAACCAUAGUGGGGAAAAUCUGGCUGACCAUCCUUUUCAUCUUCCGAAUGCUGGUACUUCGUGUGGCUGCUGAGGAUGUCUGGGAUGACGAACAGUCAGCAUUUGCCUGCAACACCCGGCAGCCAGGUUGCAACAAUAUCUGUUAUGAUGAUGCCUUCCCUAUCUCUUUGAUCAGGUUCUGGGUUUUACAGAUCAUCUUCGUGUCUUCUCCUUCUUUGGUCUAUAUGGGCCAUGCACUUUACAGGCUCAGGGCCUUUGAGAAAGAGAGACAGAGGAAAAAGUCACACCUUAGAGCCCAGAUAGAGAAUCCAGAGCUUGACUUGGAGGAGCAGCAAAGGAUAGAUAGGGAACUGAGGAGGUUAGAGGAGCAGAAGAGGAUCCAUAAAGUCCCUCUGAAAGGAUGUCUGCUGCGUACUUAUGUCUUACACAUCUUGACCAGAUCUGUACUUGAAGUAGGAUUCAUGAUAGGCCAAUAUAUUCUUUAUGGGUUUCAAAUGCACCCCCUUUACAAAUGCACUCAACCUCCUUGCCCCAAUGCAGUGGAUUGCUUUGUAUCCAGGCCCACUGAGAAGACAAUUUUCAUGCUUUUUAUGCACAGCAUUGCAGCCAUUUCCUUGUUACUCAAUAUGCUGGAAAUCUUUCAUCUGGGCAUUAGAAAAAUUAUGAGAACACUUUAUAAGAAAUCCAGCAGUGAGGGCAUUGAGGAUGAAACAGGCCCUCCUCCAUUCCAUUUGAAGAAAUAUUCAGUGGCCCAACAGUGUAUGAUUUGUUCUUCCUUGCCUGAAAGACUCUCUCCACUUCAAGCUAACAAUCAACAGCAAGUCAUUCGAGUUAAUGUUCCAAAGUCUAAAACCAUGUGGCAAAUCCCACAGCCCAGGCAACUUGAAGUAGACCCUUCCAAUGGGAAAAAAGACUGGUCUGAGAAGGAUCAGCACAGCGGACAGCUCCAUGUUCACAGCCCUUGUCCCUGGGCCGGCAGUGGUGGAAAUCAGCACCUGGGACAGCAAUCAGACUAUUCCUCAUUUGGCUUACAGAAUACAAUAUCCCAGUCCUGGCUAGGUACAACUAUGGCCCCUAGAAGCUGUCCAUCCCAUGCAAUAGGAACCUGGGAGCAGUCCCAGGACCUGGAACCCUCAGGUGAGCCUCUCACAGAUCUUCAUGGUCACUGCAGAGACAGUGAAGGCAGCAUGAGAGAGAGUGGGGUCUGGAUAGACAGAUCUCACACAGGCAGUCGCAAGGGCAGCUUUCUGUCCAGAUUGCUGUCUGAAAAGCGACAUCUGCACAGUGACUCAGGAAGCUCUACCUCUCAGAAUAGCUCCUGCUUGGAUUUUUCUCACCGGGAAAACAGCUCCUCACCUCUGCCUUCAGUCACUGGGCACAGAACAUCAAUGGUAAGACAGACAGCCCUACCGAUCAUGGAAGUAUCACAAGAGCUGUUCCAAUCUGGAUGCUUUUCUUUAUUCACUCCUGGGGUGUGUAUGUAUGUUUGUGUUGACAGAGAGGCAGAUGGAGAGGGAGAUUAUUUAUGGAGAGAUAAAAUUAUUCAUUCAAUACAUUCAGUUAAAUUCAAUUCAUAA
This is a messenger RNA of Saimiri boliviensis boliviensis (Bolivian squirrel monkey), 1629 nucleotides long. RefSeq names its product gap junction protein alpha 10 (gene GJA10). Gene Ontology annotation, cellular component: connexin complex. Lineage: Eukaryota; Metazoa; Chordata; Mammalia; Primates; Cebidae. The record is from RefSeq and is a predicted model, not a curated record. Gene Ontology annotation, molecular function: gap junction channel activity. Gene Ontology annotation, biological process: cell-cell signaling.